This is a messenger RNA of Didymodactylos carnosus, 972 nucleotides long. Lineage: Eukaryota; Metazoa; Rotifera; Eurotatoria; Philodinida; Philodinidae. The record is from the annotation of a GenBank genome assembly.
AUGAAUGUCAAUAUUACGGAUGAGGAAGAACUUAAAUCUAUACUUUGGAGAUUAGAUAAACGACUAAUACCAUUUUUAACGGUACUAUAUGUAUUUUCUUUUCUUAGUCGCAUCAGCAUUGGUAAGGCGUAUGCAGCAACAAAAAUAGGUAAUUAUCAACAGUUAGCUCCUUGGAAAUGGUUAUUCGUUUUGGAAUCUGUACCCGGUGUGAUUAUUGGAAUAACAGCAUAUUUUUUAUUACCAAAAUAUCCAGAAUCUGGCACUUGGCUGUCUCAGUCAGAAAAAGAUACAUUGGCUAAUGUAUUAGAAUAUGAAGGAGGCGAGACUAAUGAACGUCUGUGGCAUGAAGGAGUAUCAUGGGAAGAAAUUAAAUUUGUGUUUACAGACGUAAAAGUUUAUUUAUAUGCGAUUAUUGAGUUCGGAAUAUUGAUAUCGUUCUACAGUCUGAGUCUAUCCCUUACUGGUAUCAUCGAAGGCAUGGGCUUUUCAAAUACUGCUAUUAUUCAAUUGAUGACUGUUCCUCCAUUUGCUAUUGCAUGGAUAUCAUGUGUUGCUAUUUCAUACACAGCUGGUCGAUUAAAAGAACGUGGUUUUUUUACAAGCGCAGCUAUUUUCAUCGGACUUAUUGGUUUUGUUCUCUUAAUUGUAUUAAAACCAUAUGGAUUUUUCCCGCUCUAUCUUGCUAGUACGCUGGCAUGCACAGGUACAUUUACAGCUAUACCUCUAAAUCUGUCAUGGGUAACUAGCAAUAUUAGCGGUCAGACAAAACGCGCCAUCUCACUCAGUACAAUAAUUGGUUUCUCAAAUCUUGCCGGUAUUGUAUCAAGCCAAAUUUAUCGUGAAGACGACCGACCAGAAAUUAUACCAAGUCAUACUACAGGAUAUAUUGUUUGUAUUAGUUUUAUGAGUGUUUCAUUAUUGGUAGCCUUGUUUCUUAAAUAUCAUCUCUCACGAGAAAAUAGAUUGCAGUAA